Molecule: messenger RNA, 1263 nt
Organism: Haemorhous mexicanus (house finch)
Lineage: Eukaryota; Metazoa; Chordata; Aves; Passeriformes; Fringillidae
Gene: HOXA11
Product: homeobox A11
Exons: 2
Coding region: 156-1052 (298 amino acids)
Biological process (GO): anatomical structure development; regulation of transcription by RNA polymerase II
Cellular component (GO): nucleus
Molecular function (GO): RNA polymerase II cis-regulatory region sequence-specific DNA binding; DNA-binding transcription factor activity, RNA polymerase II-specific
Source: RefSeq, a predicted model, not a curated record
GGCCACGUGACCGCACCUCCCUGCCGCCGCCGGGAGAGCUCUCCACGUCAGCCUACGUCUCCCCAUCUCUUACUUCACGGAUCCGCUUCAAAGGGGCAGCUGCGUUAGAGAAUCAUGUUAAGCUCAGCUAAUGCGGAGAAGCCGAGGUAGCCCUAAUGAUGGAUUUUGAUGAGCGUGUUCCUUGUUCCUCUAACAUGUAUUUGCCAAGUUGUACUUACUACGUCUCGGGUCCUGAUUUUUCCAGCCUCCCUUCUUUUUUGCCCCAAACCCCGUCUUCUCGCCCUAUGACAUACUCCUACUCCUCCAACCUACCCCAGGUCCAACCUGUGAGAGAAGUUACCUUCAGGGAAUAUGCCAUUGAUCCCUCCAGUAAAUGGCACCCCAGGAACAAUCUGCCCCACUGCUACUCCGCAGAGGAGAUCAUGCACAGAGACUGCCUGCCUGCCACCAACACUGCUAGCAUGGGCGAGAUGUUCGGCAAAAACACAGCUAACGUCUACCACCCCAGCACCAACGUCUCCUCCAAUUUCUAUAGCACGGUGGGCAGGAACGGGGUCCUGCCCCAGGCUUUCGACCAAUUUUUCGAGACGGCUUAUGGCACGGCGGAAAACCUGGCCUCGGCGGACUACCCGGUAGACAAGAGUGGCGAGAAGGCGCCCGCGGCCGCCGGGGCGGCGGCGGCGGCAACUUCAAGUUCGGAGGGCGGCUGCGGCAGGGCGGCGGCGACGGCGGCGGAGAAGGAGAGGAGGAGGCGGCCGGAGAGCAGCAGCAGCCCCGAGUCAUCUUCCGGCAACAAUGAGGAGAAAUCCGGCAGUUCCAGUGGACAACGUACACGUAAAAAGAGAUGCCCAUACACCAAAUACCAGAUUAGAGAGUUAGAAAGAGAAUUCUUCUUCAGUGUCUACAUAAACAAAGAGAAACGCCUCCAGCUCUCCCGAAUGCUCAAUCUGACCGACCGUCAAGUCAAAAUAUGGUUUCAGAACAGAAGAAUGAAAGAAAAAAAAAUUAACAGGGACCGAUUACAAUAUUACUCAGCUAAUCCACUACUUUAAAACUCAUAGCGUUUUUCAAGAUGAGAUUAAAUUCAGAUUUCGCCCUUGACAAGGUCAAGCCAAGGGGUUACGUGGAGGAAGGAGGUGUGUAUCUGACGGGACUAGAAGAAUCUAAGGUUUUACACACAUGUAAACCUACUCUGGAACUGCGAUGAUGAUUUUUUUUUAUAUAUAUAUAUUUACAUAUCAACUGGAAUCGAUUUGAUUUUGA